Molecule: messenger RNA, 668 nt
Organism: Eurytemora carolleeae
Lineage: Eukaryota; Metazoa; Arthropoda; Copepoda; Calanoida; Temoridae
Product: DNA repair protein RAD51 homolog A
Exons: 5
Biological process (GO): chromosome organization involved in meiotic cell cycle; DNA repair; mitotic recombination
Cellular component (GO): condensed nuclear chromosome
Molecular function (GO): single-stranded DNA binding; ATP binding; ATP-dependent DNA damage sensor activity
Source: RefSeq, a predicted model, not a curated record
UGUUUGUUUGGUGCAGGGUAUAUCUGAAGCUGAGGCAGAGAAGAUCCAGGUGGAGGGGUUCAUGUUUGUCAGAACAAUGGUGUUCCCCACAGCUUUAGAGAAUCAUCUCAAAAGAUCAAAAAUGAUUCAAAUCACAACAGGAUCUCGUGAGCUGGAUAAACUAUUGAACGGAGGUAUUGAGCCUGGAUCUGUUACUGAGAUGUUUGGAAAGACUAGAACUGGAAAAUCUCAGCUGUGUCACACCCUGGCUGUAACAUGCCAGAUACCUAUAGAUAACGGAGGAGCUGAAGGGAAAUGUUUGUACAUAGAUACAGAAGGAACAUUCAGAAUGUUCAGAACUGAUCGGGGUAAACAGUCAGCUCGCCAGAUGCACUUGGGUCAAUUUAUGCGACAAUUGAAUAAGAUCAGCGACGAAUUUGGUGUCGCCGUCGUCGUUACAAAUCAGGUUGUAGCUCAAGUAGACGGUGCCGCUAUGUUUAAUGCAGAUCGAAAUAAACCUAUUGAAAAUGUUAUGUCGAUUGCAUCAGCCACCAGAUUAUAUUUCAUAACGGGUCGAGGAGAGACUAGAAUAUGUAAGAUCUACGCCAGUCCUUGUCUACCCGAAGGAGAGGCAACAUUUGCCAUUAAUGCUGACGGAAUUGGAGAUGCUAAAGACUAAUCGGUUUUCU